CUGUAAGUUACUGCUUGACCAAUCCCUCAAAGUCACCAUGAGCAGCAAGCCACAGAUCUCCGCGGUCGAGCUUUACGUACUGGGCCGCAGAUAAGGCAUGCUUCGAUAUUGAGGGCCUGUGACUCGUCGGGCCCGGCUCCGGUCGACACCUGCCCCUCAGUCUACAUAAAGCGGGGUGGUUUUCCCCGUUUCCUUGUGCUCUGCUCGUCUUUUUGGUCAGUUAGAGCACGACAAAACUCAGACAUGGCGACGGAACAGGUCCUGCCGGUGACUCAUGAGCGUAACAUCGAGGCCCAGAGUGCCUUUGCCUCCACGCUGGUGGCCGAUGUCGAGAAAGCGCCGCACCCCAAGGAGUCUCCUUCGGAUCGACCGCACACCAAUGUCUACGGAUCGACGAUCGACACCCCGACUUCCCAGGCGGGAACGGACGCGGUCUAUGCGGCCAAGGCGGCGCUCUUGAACCAGGCCUUGCUGGACAUGGGCAUGGGUCUGUACCAGUGGUUACUUUUUGUGAUCACCAGUGUCGGAUGGUUCCUGGACAGUUUCUGGCUGAUGUCGUUCUUCAUCAUCGCCCCGUCCGCUGCCAACGAGGCGCAAUUCUUCUACUCGUACAACAAAGAGGCUUACCUGUUCAUCAGCUUGUUUGUUGGGAUCACCACCGGUGCGACGGCCUGGCCUUGGAUGUCCGACUUCCUCGGCCGCAAGUGGAUCUUUACCAGCACUGUCGUCCUCAUGGGCAUGGGAGGGCUUGUGGGAGCUGGAAUGCCCGCCUUUACGGGUCUUUGUGUGGUGGGGUUCGUUGUUGGCUUUGCGGUGGCGGGAAACCAAGUCGUGGAUGCGAUGAUCCUGCUGGAGUCAGUUCCUGCCUCGCACCAGUUCUUGGUCACCAUCCAAGGUGCCUUUUGGGGGUUGGGACAGCUUGUGGCGUCAGCGGUUGGCUGCAGCAGCUCCUGCCACCAUGUUAGCAACAAGGGCUGGCGCUACGUGUGGUGGACCUUCGGCUGCAUGACGCUGUUCCUGUACCUCUGCCGCUUCGCCUUCCCGCUCCGCGAGACACCGAAAUACCUGCUCUCGAAACGCCGGGACGCCGAAGCGACCCAGCUGGUCAAGGACAUGGCCACCUAUAACAAGCGGCGCACGUGGCUCGACGAGUCGUCGUUCGCGCGCAUCGACUCGACCGUGGACGCCCGCACGCCCGGGUCGCGCCGGCAAUCGCGCCUCAAAGCCCUGGUGUCGUCCGCCGGCCCUCUCGGCUUUGCGGCACUGUGCCUCCUCUGGUCCGUCACCGGCCUGACCUUCAUCCUCCACAAGACCUACAUCAGCACGUACCUCGCCACCAAGGGCGUGGCCUCCGUCACCGCCACCACCGUGACCACGGAGUAUCUCUACAGCCGGUACCUGUACGUGGCCAUCUGCGCCAUCCCCGGCCCGAUCCUCGCCGGCUUCCUGAUCGAGGCCACGGGUCUCGGACGCAAGCGCACGGGGGCCAGCAUUGCGGUCCUGACGGGUCUGUUCAUGCUCCUGGCGACGGUGUCUCGCUCCCGCGACGCGCUCUUGGCGUUCGAGUGCAUCCUCUCGUUCCUGGGGGCCGCCAACCUGGCCGUGCUCACCACGUACACGGUGGAGCUGUUCGCCGCGCCCUUCCGUGGUUUCGGUCUGGGCGUGAUGGGUUUCCUGGGUGGGCUGUUCGGGCUGAUUGCGUCGGUCGUGACGACGUUCCAGAGCGGUGCUGCCGGCGGCGCGGCGGUGUGGUUCUCCGGUGCGGUCUGGGUGGUGAUGGGUGCGGCUUGGAUGGGGGUGCCUGAGACCAAGGGUCGUGCUGCUGCUUAGGUGGGGAGGGAGUUUAGGGAAGAAGAGUAAAAAUGAUAGGCGUUAGCUCAUGACGAUGGACGAUGGACGAUGGUAUAUGAAGUAUGAAAAUGAAGUACGAAAUGAAGUAUGUGUGAUGUAUCUUACCCUUCCAUAAACGAGCAUCCCUACAAACCACGAUACCAUAUCCCACAC
Molecule: messenger RNA, 2004 nt
Organism: Aspergillus japonicus CBS 114.51
Lineage: Eukaryota; Fungi; Ascomycota; Eurotiomycetes; Eurotiales; Aspergillaceae
Product: MFS general substrate transporter
Exons: 3
Coding region: 244-1830 (528 amino acids)
Biological process (GO): transmembrane transport
Cellular component (GO): membrane
Molecular function (GO): transmembrane transporter activity
Source: RefSeq, a predicted model, not a curated record